GAACUCCAAGCGAAUGGAAAUCAGUGAAUGUAAUAAAUAUAAUCAUAAAUGGCGGACGUUGAACGCUCAUAAGGAUUGGCCAUUAUAUUCGUUUAAAUCCGUUUCAAUACAUAUUACGUAACAAGAUUCACCCCAUUUUUUUAUGUGUUGAUUAAUAAAAGUGCACCUUAAUAUCAUAAUUGAUACUUUUGCAAAAAAUACAUUUUGUAAGUACGAGAGGAUUAAUCAGACUUAAGGACUGGGAGCCCUUGCAAGUUGCAAUAUUUACACAUGUCCAGCAAAGAAAUAGAAAUAGAAGAGGAGGAUGAUUACGAUAGAAGAAUAAAUAAUUCAGGUUGUGCAGUAUAUCAUUAUGCCUUACAAGAUUGUUAUGCCAAAAAUAAAGAUUGGAGAAAAUGUACCAAAGAGAUGGCUGAAUUUAAGAAAUGUUUUGAGGAAAAUAAAGAGAACCAAACUACUUCUUUGCGAGGAACAGCACUUAAAUCAGCAGAAAACACGAAAACAUACGUUGAAGACUGAAACAUACGACAAAUGAUACUCUAGAUAAUAAAAUCGUAGCAUUGAUAAUCUUCAAAACAAGCACCUUUUCAUCAUUCUUGUUGUUAAAGCUAACAGUGAAUAGUACAAUAUAGUAAUAAUGAUGCAAAAUAAAA
Xenia sp. Carnegie-2017 is the source of this 653-nucleotide messenger RNA. Its product is annotated as cytochrome oxidase assembly factor 4-like. The record is from RefSeq and is a predicted model, not a curated record. Gene Ontology annotation, cellular component: mitochondrial intermembrane space. NCBI's taxonomy places the organism in Eukaryota, Metazoa, Cnidaria, Anthozoa, Malacalcyonacea, Xeniidae. The coding region runs from base 271 to 519 and encodes 82 amino acids. Gene Ontology annotation, biological process: mitochondrial respiratory chain complex IV assembly. The transcript has 2 exons.